AACCAUUAUACUAAAACGAGGUUCAUACAUUGUAAGAACUACUAACUAUUACCAGCAAUAAAAAUUUGAUUUCAACAGUUUCUAAUAGUGAAAUAUCCUUUCAAAUUCAAAAUCUAGUACUAAAAACAAACCCUUUUGAUGAGUGGUGAACAAUCUCUUUAACAAAAUACUCUCAACACUUUUCACACUUUUUAACAUUACACUCUCAAACAAGCAAUGCAUCAUCCUCUCCACCCCACAUCUUCCCUCACCCUCCUCCUCCUCCUCUUCCUCCACCUCCUCACCCCAUCCUCCUCGGAAUGCCGCUCGCAAUGCGGCACGAUACCGAUACACUACCCCUUCAGCAUCGACGACGGGUGCGGUGCACCGCAGUUCCGCAACAUGUUCACAUGCAACACCUCGUCAACUUCCCUCUUCUUCAUCACACCAAAUGGCAACUACAAAGUUCAGUCCGUAGACUAUAAGUCACAAACUCUUACGGUUUACGACCCGGAUAUGUCUACAUGUACCGUACUACAACCUCAUCAUGAUGUUCGUCUUACGGAUAUUCAGUACGCUAUUAUCCCUCCUUCACCUGAUACUGUGUUUGCUUUAUUGAACUGCUCUAUUGAUUCUCCGAUUCUUCAUCGGUUUAGCUCUCUUUGUUUUGAGUUUGCUGGUCAUAAGUGUCAGGAGUUAUACUCUUCUUGCAAUUCGUUUCGUAUUUUUACUACAGGUGGGUUGGUUAACCCUGGUGCAAGUAAUAAUACUGGUCCUGCAGGGUACUUUUAUGGUGGUGGUGGUGGGAAUAAUAAUAAUAAUUUUGGUUAUAAUAAUAAUACUGGCUUUGGUGGUAGUGGCGGCGGCUAUGGUGGUGGUGGUGGUAAUAUGGGGCCAGGAGCGGGAGUGGGUGUGGGAACUGGGGUUGGGCGGGGCCGGGGGUGGGGAAAACUGAGAUGGAAGGAGAGCCGGGGGCACCGGUUGGAGAAGGUGGGAUGGGGGCGGGACCGGAGGUAGGGACCGGAGCAACAAUAAUUGGGGGAGGCGGGAUGGGAGCUGGACCCCCGGCACCAAUUGGAGGA
Chenopodium quinoa (quinoa) is the source of this 1061-nucleotide messenger RNA. RefSeq lists its product as uncharacterized. The transcript has a single exon. The coding region runs from base 217 to 996 and encodes 259 amino acids. Lineage: Eukaryota; Viridiplantae; Streptophyta; Magnoliopsida; Caryophyllales; Amaranthaceae. Gene Ontology annotation, molecular function: polysaccharide binding. The record is from RefSeq and is a predicted model, not a curated record.